AUGACCAUGAUGACCAGGAGACAAUCCCAGAGGCAGCGCUCCCCGUCGAUUGUUUUCGUGCGGAUGCAGCGCACAGCACCGGCGCCGUUCAACCACCCGGACGCAGACCUUAUUCUCACCACCUGCGCUCCUACCCGUUUUCUGGUUUCUCGUCUGACAAUCGUCGCUGCCUCGGACUACUUCCGCGACCGACUUGCAUCCACGCCUCCGUCAUCUGCACAAAAUCCAGCAGUCAUCGACGGACUACCGGAGUCCGAUGCUACCAUGGAGACUAUCCUGCGCCUCAUAUAUCCCGUCCCAGAACCGCUCCUGUGCGACCUCGACGAUCUCUCCGACGCGUACAACGCAGCCACCAAGUACAAGAUGCAGAAAGCCCAGCUCACCCUGGAGCGAAUGCUCCUCGCACCGCGCUUCCUCGAAGCCGAGCCUGUUCGCAUAUAUGCCAUCGCUCGGAGAUUUGGCAUGGUCAAUAUCGCCGAGACCGCUGCCGAAUACGCGCUGCGUGUCUCUCCGGUGUGGCCAUGCUACGAAGAAUUCAAUUUCAUCCCAGCGCGAGACUAUCACACGCUCGCCACCUUUCAUCGCGAACGCUCCCUCGCCGCCGCCGCGUGUCUCGACUCCUCUCUCUUUUCCGCAAUGCUAAGGCCUUGUGAGGUUUGCGACGAGCCAAAGAAAAGGCGGAAUCCCCUUUGGUGGAAGCAAUACGUUGCCCUUUGUCGCCCCGUCCUACUGGAGACUCCUGUAAGCACUGCGGUGUGUGAUCCGAGCUUCGUACACAAGAUCGUGACAUCGAACACCUGCAAGCUGUGCCGAGGGUCUACUUUGGAGGCCUUAUUUCCUGGCGGGGCUAUUCAUAAGCUGAAGCAGCUCCUGGAUGACUUGCCGCAUACGAUGCAUCUUGAGUGA
Fibroporia radiculosa is the source of this 906-nucleotide messenger RNA. RefSeq lists its product as uncharacterized. Lineage: Eukaryota; Fungi; Basidiomycota; Agaricomycetes; Polyporales; Fibroporiaceae. Bases 1 to 906 code for a protein of 301 amino acids. The transcript has a single exon. Gene Ontology annotation, molecular function: protein binding. The record is from RefSeq and is a predicted model, not a curated record.